CGCCCGGGCGGCGCUUCCCCCCCGCUCCCCGUCGCCUCCCCCUCCUCCGCAGCGGGAGCGAGAGCAGCCUCCGCCCGGCGCGCCCGGCAGCGCCGGGGCCGCUCGCCGGCCGUGCCGCCCCGCCAGGACGUCGCCGCCGCCGAUGGCCGCCCCGCUGCCCGGUGUGCCCGGCGCUGGGCGGGCGGCGGAGCCCGCUGGCGGCGGCCCCCGCGGCUCCCCCCGCCCGCCACCUCGGCCCCCCGGGGACAACCCGCCGCCCUUGCCCCCCGACAGGAGAAAAAAGAAAGAUGACAGUAUUUUGGAGAUCCCAUCAAUUCCAAAUCCUUUUCCUGAGCUGUGUUGCUCGCCGUUUGCAUCAGUUUUGUCAGCCAGUCUGUUGCCCAAGGCAACUUCAAGAAAAAAACAGGUAAUCAAAGUGUAUAGUGAAGAUGAUACUAGCAGAGCUUUGGAAGUACCCAGUGAUAUAACAGCCAGGGAUGUAUGUCAGCUCUUGAUAUUGAAGAACCACUAUAUUGAUGACCACAGCUGGACUCUCUUUGAACAACUUACCCACACAGGUUUAGGAAGAGCUAUAGAAGACCAUGAAUUAGUGAUGGAAGUUCAAUCAAAUUGGGUAAUGGAAGAGGAAACCAAACUGUAUUUUAGAAAAAAUUAUGCCAAGUAUGAGUUUUUUAAAAACCCCCUGAACUUUUUUCCAGAUCAUAUGAUAUCUUUUCCAAGUGAGACAAAUGCUGCUCUAAGCCACUCUGGGAUAUUACAGAUGUUCCUAAGCUCCAGCACAUAUCCUGAGAUUCAUGGUUAUUUGCAUGCAAAGGAGCAGGGGAAAAAAUCAUGGAAAAAAAUGUAUUUUCUUUUAAGAAGAUCUGGCCUUUAUUUUUCCACUAAAGGUACUUCUAAGGAGCCAAGGCAUCUGCAGUUUUUCUGUGAAUUCAGCAAUAGUGAUAUGUACAUGUCUUUAACAGGCAAAAAGAUUUCUGGAGCACCAACAAACUAUGGAUUCUGCUUUAAGCCUAACAAAUCAGGAGGAACCAGAGACCUGAAACAGCUCUGUGCAGAUGAUGAACAAAGUAGGACCUGUUGGAUGACAGCAAUUAGGUUGCUUAAGUAUGGGAUGCAGCUCUAUCAGAAUUACAUGCAACCAUAUCAAGGUAGAAGUGGCUGCAGCCCUUUGAAUUUAACACCUAUGAGAAGCAUUUCAGAAAAUUCUUUAGUAGCAAUGGAUUUCUCAGGACACAGAAGCAGAAUUAUAGAAAAUCCAACGGAAGCCCUUUCGGUUGCAGUUGAAGAAGGAUUAGCAUGGCGGAGGAGAGGGUGUCUCCGACUCAACUCACAUGGUAGUCCUAUUGCCAUGUCUAACAUGGCUAUACACAGAUCUCAGUCGUGGUUUCAUCAUAAAAUCUCUAGAGAAGAGGCUCAGAGACUUAUUUUGCAGCAUGGACUUGUAGAUGGGGUAUUCCUGGUACGUGAUAGCCAAAGUAACCCCAAAACAUUUGUAUUGUCAUUGAGUCAUGGAUUAAAAAUAAAACAUUUUCAAAUUGUACCAUUGGAAGAUGAUGGGAAGCUAUUCUAUACCCUUGAUGAUGGUCAUACCAGAUUUACUGAUCUCAUCCAGCUAGUGGAAUUCUACCAACUUAAUAAAGGAGUUCUGCCUUGCAAGUUAAAACACUAUUGCGCACGAAUUGCUCUUUAACCAAAGCAUCUGUUGUUUCAUCAGAGGGAAAGGAAGAUACUAGAAUACUUUUCCCCUAGAGGCAAUUUGUAUAGUAAAAAGGGGGCAAAAAGCAUUACAUUGUAAAGAUUCUAUGUUUAAGCUGCAAAAAAAAUUUAUAUUCUAUAUAGAUAAGAACUUUGCUUUGUGAUUGUCACAGCAAAAUUAACUUUAUGGUUUUAAAAAACCGUUCUUUCCUAUGUAAUUCUUCAGUGCUGUCUUGUACUUUGGGUUUUUUUUCAACUGAAAACAGUUUUGAAAAAUAUUGUCUAUCUCCUACAAAAAUAUAACUGAAGGAAGAUCUUCGUUCUUAGGUUAAAAAUUAACUUUUUGUCUCUAUAAAUGUUUCUCAUAAUUUCUGUUCAUCACAUAAAAGAAUAACAUUUACUGUGGUGAGGUUAAGAAGCUGAACUGCACAUUUUAUUUGUAAAUAAAAUGAAUAAAUAUUUUGCACUAUAUUUUUGAAUGCUACUUUGAGGAUUAUCAUAUCCAAAAAGUGAAAAAAUCAUUAAAACCACUUAUAACUGCUCAGUUGUAUUGAGUUGUGCUAUUAUUGUUGUAAUAUUUUAAAGGAUUUUUUUUUUCUCUAAUGACUAAAUCUAUAUCUUUGUACAGAGCAGGAGUGUCACUUUCUUGGCUGUGGAAUGUAUAAACAUGCAUAAGUUAUUAUGUAGUGCAUAACAUGGUUUAGUGCAUACCUAUAGUCUCCGACACAGAGAGAGAGAGAGAGAGAGAGAGACCUCUUAAAUUUUGUGGAUUGUUGCACAGUUAAGAAGGGAAUCAACUUCAGUUACUCUUUAAAAAUAAAGGUAAUGUCUUAAUAUUUGCAAAUUAACAAUAUUUACAGUACUUGCAAAUAAAAAUAAAUUCAGUGGGCUUGACUCUGCUGAAAACCUUGUGAAA
Molecule: messenger RNA, 2611 nt
Organism: Pipra filicauda (Wire-tailed manakin)
Lineage: Eukaryota; Metazoa; Chordata; Aves; Passeriformes; Pipridae
Gene: GRB14
Product: growth factor receptor bound protein 14
Exons: 14
Coding region: 143-1690 (515 amino acids)
Biological process (GO): insulin receptor signaling pathway; negative regulation of insulin receptor signaling pathway
Cellular component (GO): plasma membrane; cytoplasm
Source: RefSeq, a predicted model, not a curated record